GUGGACGUCGACACAACGAACAUUCUGUUUAUCGCAUCGGGUGCGUUCUCGAAUCUUGAGCAAAUUGUUGCCCGAAGGGUCGAUAAACGGGUGCUUGGUUUCGGCGCUACAUUCGCUAAUGUAGCUGAAGACCUAUCGUCCACUGAUGAAACGAUUGCUGGCGAGAAGCGCAACGAACUGUUGAAGCAAGUCGAUCCUUCGGAUCUAAUGCAGUUUGGAAUGGUACCCGAGUUGGUCGGGCGCUUUCCCGUGCUCGUGCCUUUCCACGCAUUGGAUGAAAAGAUGUUGAUUCGAGUACUACAAGAACCUCGCAACAAUCUUAUCUCACAAGCGCAGCGCUUCUUCGCCAUGGACAGUAUUCAACUCAGGUCCAUUCUGGAGGCUGUGCUGCUGCAGGCGAAAUUCGAAUGUCCUGGCACAGGCGUCCACACGGUUGUCAUCACAGGUAGCACAGUGCGAGGCGAAACGGAAUAUCUGACAUUGUCGUCUUCAUCCAACAAAAGCCCCAACACAGUUGUACCGAUAGAUUCAGCGUGA
Molecule: messenger RNA, 537 nt
Organism: Ostertagia ostertagi
Lineage: Eukaryota; Metazoa; Nematoda; Chromadorea; Rhabditida; Trichostrongylidae
Source: the annotation of a GenBank genome assembly